Ilyonectria robusta is the source of this 990-nucleotide messenger RNA. RefSeq lists its product as uncharacterized. The record is from RefSeq and is a predicted model, not a curated record. The transcript is spliced from 2 exons. NCBI's taxonomy places the organism in Eukaryota, Fungi, Ascomycota, Sordariomycetes, Hypocreales, Nectriaceae. Bases 1 to 990 code for a protein of 329 amino acids. Gene Ontology annotation, molecular function: protein binding.
AUGACUUCGUCCUGCUCCAAAGCCCUAGGCAACUUUACGAUCGAGAGGAACCGACUGUACCCCGAAAAUCUCGACUUUGAUUCCCACCAUUGCAAACUUUACCUUGGCGCUAAUUUUGAUGGAUAUGUCCUGGUAUAUGACUCGUGGAACGGAACCCAGAAGAUUAUUGAAAUCCCCGGUGUCACGGGAGUUUAUCCAUAUCACAUUUCCGGCAUUGACUUCGACAAUCGUACAGGUAUGAUGUAUUUUGCCGCAAAUUCAGGUCUGCCUUUUGAGACUUCGGGGGCCAACCUCACGGGUCCCAACCAGCUCGUUCAGUACGACACCAACACUGAGACCUUGGGAUAUAUUAUCAACAUGGAGAGCUUCCAGCAGGAGGUCCUUCAGUCCCACAGUCUCUUUGUUACUGGGUUCCAAGACAUGGAUGAGGACGAGGAGGGCAACGUCUACUUUCUGGCUACGUACGGUGGCGCGGUUGCCAAAGUGUCCCCCUUGGGAACAGUCACGCCAUUCUACGUCGCUCAAAACACCAACGAAAGCACAUCAUGGUCCAAUGGAAUCUCCAUCACAGGAGAUAAGGCUUUGCUCUUCGACGAAACGCAGGCGGCACUGAUCUCCCUGGACCUCGCGAGAACUUCGCCAGCAGCUGUCAAUGUCCCUGUUAGUGGACUGCCAACUGACGAGACCAUCGACUGUGACGGCCUUUACAUGCCCCCGAAGUACGAUGGGAGGGUUCUUCUCUGCUCCAGCGAUGGCCUGGGAAAGAUCAUCGUGUUCAGAACCGAGGAUGGUUGGGAAACGGCAUCUUUCGCCGGAGGUAUCGUCAACACAAUUACGGAUGGGUGGGCUACCGCAAGUGUUCAGAUCAGCAACUCGAUUUACAUGAACGAAGAAUACUUUUUUGACACCGGUGUCUGGGACCAGGCUGGCAAUCGCACAUUAUUCCCGAUCGUCGACAUUACGUCGCACUUGGAGUCGAUCCUGAGCUGA